UAUUGUAUUUAUUAUAAUAUAUUUUCAUUAUUUCGUCUGUAAUAAUCCUUCAAAUCUUCUUCCAUACCAUAUAUAUUGAAUUACUAGUGUAAGCUUGUUGCUUAAAUAUUCCUCCUUACUGUCAAGUUAAUGGUUAAUAAAUUAUGUUGAAUAGUGUAACAUUGCCAGUUAAUUUCUUAAUUUAAAUUUUUUUUUUAAAUUACAGUAUAAUGCAUUUGUUUUUCUAAAUUUCAUAUCAAAUUAUUAUUACUAUUUUUUUUUAUUAUUUCGCGAAGUAAUCUUGAAAAGAUACAUGUUUUAGAAUUUACUUUAAAUUAAACUGAAAUUGUAUCAAAAUUAUUUUCAUCAUAUCAGAGCAUAAUGCUCACGUUUCUAAAUUAUUAUGUUUAUGCUCGUCCAUUCAGCAUUGAUAAUGUGCAUGUGCUUCAGCUUGACUGUCGAUAAAUCGCUUGGUGCUCCAGUCUCAAACUUUGACAGGAAUCUCGUGUCAUAUCCAGAGGCCCCAAGUGAAGUGUUGCCCAUUGAGCCGCUGCUGAUCUAUCCCGAAACGCAGGAGUUCCUCUAUCAGGCGCGCACAGCGGCGGGCGAUGGGGAGCAGGACAUAAUUUACGUCAAGUUGCUCCCGGACAAAUUGGAAGGCUACCGACCCAAGCAACAGCGACACGUGGAGAAGCCGCAGCGGCGCAAAGAGCUGAGCAUUAAGGACAUAUUCUUUGUGAAGGCGCGAGCCAAUGGACAAUUCAGUCACGAGCGCCUGAAGGUCUAUCGACUGCCCGAGUUCUAUGCGAUCACCGUUUUCCGCAACGGCGAGAAGUGAAUAGGGGGAGUGUAGUUCCGAGUGCUGCAUCCUUGUUGCACUUAAGCUUUUAAGUUUUUUAUGUUAUGUAUAUAAGCCGCUAUAAAUAAAUGCCUCUGGAGUUGUUCAAA
This is a messenger RNA of Drosophila mojavensis, 927 nucleotides long. RefSeq lists its product as uncharacterized. NCBI's taxonomy places the organism in Eukaryota, Metazoa, Arthropoda, Insecta, Diptera, Drosophilidae. The coding region runs from base 383 to 817 and encodes 144 amino acids. The record is from RefSeq and is a predicted model, not a curated record. The transcript is spliced from 2 exons.